Messenger RNA from Pristis pectinata (smalltooth sawfish), 2537 nucleotides. RefSeq names its product protein FAM107B-like. Bases 207 to 608 code for a protein of 133 amino acids. The record is from RefSeq and is a predicted model, not a curated record. The transcript is spliced from 4 exons. Lineage: Eukaryota; Metazoa; Chordata; Chondrichthyes; Rhinopristiformes; Pristidae.
GGGACCGGUGACGGGGGGUGGGGUGGGGUGGGGUGGGCAGGGUCUGGCACAGGAGCCUCACGUGACGAUCUCGGCCGGCCGGGUGGUUUCAGACACGCCGGGGCUCGGAGCGAGCAAGUCGGCAGCAGGGAGAUCUCCAGCCUGCUUCCCCAGAGAGUGGAAACCCAGCAUUGGAACACGGUGCGUCAGACUUUGGGAAAACGACCAUGGCUGAGCCAGAUUAUAUCGACGAUGAAGAGUGUGCAGAACUCAUCAAACCCAGGAAGCUGGUCAAUCCUGUCAAGUCAUCAAAGACUCAUAAGGACCUUCACAGGGAACUGAUCAUUAACCAGAAAAGGGGCAUCGCACCUCACAACAAACCAGAGCUGCAGCGAGUGAUGGAGCAGAGGAAGUGGGACCAAGUGGUCAAACAGAGGAAAGAGGAAGAGGCUCUGAAGAAAUCCGACCUGGAGCAAGAGUUAAUGAAGCGGCAGCAGAGGCUGGACCAGUUUGAACAGGAGAAGCUGGAUGCCAAAGAGAGAGAUGAAAAUGCACCGGAAUUCGUGAAGAUGAAAGGCAACCUGCGGCGGACCCGGCAGGAGGAAAGCACGGAUGUGCAGGUGUCCUAGAGAAGGGCACGGCUGUGGGAUUCUGCAGAGCGGUUCCGAGGAGCCGACUCUUUGGCUUCAGCUUAGCAACAGACUCUGGCAGCUCGAGCUUUCCAGCAUGUGCCUCCCCUACCUCACUGCCCUCUCCACCCUGUACACGUCCCACACUGACGGUGAGCAGCAGCGUCGAUGACUGACUGCAGUGUGGGAGUACACACAAACUGAUUUGAUGCAAGGGGGGGGGAGACCAGGAGCACUGGUGGACUUCAUUUCCAGAAACGUGAGCUAACAACAAACGAAAAGGGACCACCCAGAAGCAGACUGAAACAUUGUCUAGCUGCCGUCUAGACUGUUCUUGGGUGGGAAAUUCGACUUUGCAAAUAGUGGACCUGUAAUAAAAUGUUGGUGCAUUCACAUCCGAUCACCGAUCAGUGGGGAAGAGAUCGGGUGGGCUGGAAACGCACUGUCUAUUGGCCCUGCCACCAAAGUCGAAUUUCACCCCUGGUCAGAUCCUUAUUUACUCUGGGAUGUUGCAAUGGGGACCACCUUUGGGAAUGUGAGCUUAGAAAUUGCCAUCAGCAGGAGGCAUGUCUCUCCCCUGUAGAGUGUUCCUCUUUGGCCACUGCCUCUAAAGCCACACAAGGUCCUUGGUUAACGACCCACGUCCGUUAAACUCCGUGUUCAGGAUGCUCGGGGGAGACGCUCUCGGUACAGCCAAGAGCACACAGGUGCAAUACCAUUGACCAGCAGAUGAGCUUCCCCUGUGUCAACACAUUGAAGUUAACCAGGUUAAUAGAUGGAUAUGUUAACUCUCCCACUGAUAUCAGCGAUAGUCAUUUCUAAGCUUUAGUUACAGGAUAAUGGGGUUUGGUAAGGUCCAUCAACACUGCCCUGCCUAUCAUCCUACCUCGGAGGGUCCCAGAGCCAGUGCAAAAUAACCCGUGUGGAUAAGUUUCUGACACCAUCUGUGAAUCUAAUAAUAUGCAAAACAAGGAUCCUUCCUGCUUCACUGAAUAUCCUUCUGGAUUUGGAUAUCUGGAUCGGUGAUUGUGCAUUCCUAAUUUUGAUAAGUAUUUUUGAUUUUUUUUAUAUUGUUUGCAAUGUGUCUCAACAAAUUCUAUAAAAAUUUGUGCUGAUUUAAUACUGGUAACUGAUUUAUAUUUUGUCAUUCUGAUGUGUAGGAAAUGCCUAGUAUUUUGUAAUACUGAGUUCACCUUGUUUAUCCAUUAUCUCUGCAUCAUAACUCUGCACAGUGUUACAGUGAGAAGUGGUUCUGAUGCUCUAACGGUGACAAUUAAAAGGUUGACGUGCCAUUUUGUGGAAUCUAUUUUGGCGUGAUUCAGUAGGUGUUGGACUACAUGUUGUGGCGAGAUGGGAGUGAUACAGAAACUGUGGAAGGGUGUUAAACAAACAGUUUUUUAAAAAAAAUGCCUUCAGGAUCAAGUUGGUAUAUGUCACGUUUUUAACUUUGGGUCAAUUAUUAUUCAUUAUUGUAAUCCAGUUGUAAUUGUCAAAUUGUCGGUUAGUGCUGUGUGAUCAUAUUGGUAUUCUUGGAAUUUGUUGAUGUAUUAAUGUCCUGCAUAAAGCUUUGCAUCACACCUUAAAAUGAGCAGAAGACAUAUUGCGCUUCUGACAUUUGGCUGUUCUGUUACCCCUCACUGGAAAAUUACUUCAAGGCCAGAUUACGCUGUGGAACUCUUGGUGAACAUUACUGUGUUAACUGAGGCAUCUGGAGUAAAAUCUGACCGGGAUUGAUCAACCUGAUUGCCUCUAUUUUGUACUAAAUUGGGUGACUUUUGUUUAUCUGCUCACUAUCAGUGACAGUAAUGGUUUGGUGUACGGUGCACCGUUGCAGUACCUCGAAGCACCAGGACUUAAGUCUGGGGAAACCCAUUCACCAUGGGUUGUCUUCCUGUAAACAUGUUGCUUAAAUAAAGAAACAAAACAAUG